Molecule: messenger RNA, 3210 nt
Organism: Neodiprion virginianus
Lineage: Eukaryota; Metazoa; Arthropoda; Insecta; Hymenoptera; Diprionidae
Product: tRNA dimethylallyltransferase
Exons: 11
Coding region: 50-1564 (504 amino acids)
Biological process (GO): tRNA modification
Cellular component (GO): mitochondrion
Molecular function (GO): tRNA dimethylallyltransferase activity; nucleic acid binding; zinc ion binding
Source: RefSeq, a predicted model, not a curated record
GGUGUGUGGGUGUGACGGCGGUGCGCGAAAAGGCGAUCGAAAGCACGUUAUGACGUCGCGCGUGCCGAUUCUUGUGAUUUUGGGAGCAACGGGAACCGGGAAAUCGAAACUGGCCAUUCAACUCGCCCAGAAAUACUGCGGCGAAAUUAUUUCCGCUGACAGCAUGCAGGUCUACAAAGGGUUGGACGUGAUUACAGCGAAGGUAACCAAAGAGGAGCAAGCCAUGGCUCCGCACCAUAUGCUCGACGUCGUGGAUCCCUUGUCGACGUUCUCGGUCGUUGAUUUCAGGAACAGAGCAUUGCCUGUUAUAGACAAGCUCCUGAGUGUCGAAAAGGUGCCAAUAAUCGUCGGUGGGACGAAUUAUUACAUAGAAUCUCUGCUGUGGCAGGUGCUCAUCGAGGAUCCAAAGGAUACGGCGAUCGACGAGCCGUGUUCUUCCUUAGUUUUCGACCGCGACGAUGGUUUCGUGAAUAUGCGAGGUAGUGAUGUUGUUAAAUCGGAUCGUGCGACGAGUGUUGUCGUGGUUGAUGAUGAAAAUCGUAGUGCAGUGGGUGAAAAUCGGGUGAGUGAUGUGUGCGAAAGUGAAACACAGGAAUACGAAAGUGCCGAUAUCGACGCCCCGGCUUCGAAGAAGAUCAAAUUCGACGACGCAAUCAGCACCGACGAGCUGCACCGUAAGCUCAGAGAAGUUGACGCAACAAUGGCUGACAGAUUGCAUCCGAAUGACCGGAGAAAAAUUAUAAGAUCGCUGCAGGUCUUCGAUCAGUUUGGUACGAAACAUUCCGAAAUUUUAAGGGAGCAGCAACUUGCCGGGGGUUCCGGCCUCGGAGGUCCGCUUCGCUAUCACAACUCCGUCAUACUGUGGUUGCAAUGCGACCAGAACAAUACCAAUCAAUGCAGAAAUUAUUUGGGAUUGAGGCAAAGCUUAUACGCGGUGUUGGACAAACGACUCGAUCACAGAGUAGAUUCGAUGCUGAAGGCAGGAUUAGUCGAGGAACUGCUGGAUUUUCACCGCAGAUACAACGAGGGAAGGAUUAAGGAAAAUGCACUACCCGAUUACACGAAAGGGAUCUUUCAGAGCAUCGGUUUCAAGGAGUUUCACGACUACUUGAUCCUACCCGAGGAUCAGAGAAGCUCCGAUAUGGGUGAAAAACUGCUGAAACUAGGUAUCGAGAAUUUGAAACUACGCACAAGGCGAUACGCUAGGAGGCAGCAGCGAUGGGUGACGAAUCGAUUCAUACGCCGAUUCGACAGGCAGGUGCCCCCGGUUUAUCCCUUGGACUGCACAGACGUAGCUCAGUGGGAUCAGAAAGUUCUGGGACCUGCGAUGUCCAUAAUAACCGACAGGCUUGAGGGUCAAACGCCCAGCCAUAAAUCCCUGAACAACAAUAAGACUGAAAACUUCGCGAUACCUGACAGCAACACCGAGCGAACUCGCUAUUGCGAAACGUGCGAGAGGGUCUUCGUCGGCGACUUUCAAUGGAAGGCGCACAUGGAAGGCAAGAAGCAUCAGAGAGUGGCGAAACGAAAGAAGAUAAACCAAUUGAUGCAGGAUCCAAAGUAGCUGAAAGGAAUCGUACGUGAUGUACGUACAGAGUAAAAGUGAUGGUUGGUACUCAAACUUCAGUUUUUCGAAACCUUUAACCGGUCGCAAUCAACUCAAUGCUCAGGGUUGACUUGAGAAAAAUCUCAGGCUAAGAAAACGGAGUUGAAAAAAACAGGAAUUCUUCAAAUUUAUAAUAUAAUUAUGCAUAUGACGUUUUCGUGAUAAAUUUAUCUGUCCGAGAUGGGAUUAGAGAACAAAAUGAAAUAGAAACUUGAUAUCAAUGCAUUAAUCAGAUGCAUUAAUCAUCUUUACAAGUUGCCCAGAAUUUCUUUCAAUAACCGAAAAUCUCACGCUUUCAAUGUUUUAAUUUUUUUUUUUCAGUAAUUUUGAAUCCAGAUCUUAUAAAAAUUAUUAUCUCAAGUUGAUAUGACAUGCGUGGAAACGAGAAACAAGAUUCUAAAUCUGGGUCUGAUACGCUUGCCAUCUGCCUUGCGUCAACGCCUCAGUUGAAUGGGGCAAUUUACUAAAGAUUCCUAAAAACAGGAAGCCGUAGGUAUUUUGUGGAAGCAAGGAAAAGGGCGCGGAAGUAAUCGCAGUACUUGACACUUACCGACUCGCUUAAGCAGUGUUAACUGAGUCGGUAACUGUAGAAAAUUUCCGGACUAAAUUUCGCUUUGCUCCGUCCCUUCCCGAACUGCAUUAACAAUAAGCUGCAAAAUAACCCCGUUCAGCUGGCUGACUUUAGCAAUCUUCAAUCAACGAUGUGUUUUGUUUAAACAUGUUUCAGAUCAGUUGAUCGAAUGAUGAUCUGCUGGUUUGAUCAUCGACUAGAAUUUAUUCGCUUUGUAACCAAUAGUCGGUAAAACAGUGCUGAAAUUCAUUGUAUCAACCCCCGGGAGUGAAUACGACAAUCGAGUACCGUUUGUAGUUAUACAUGUACCGACUGACGAAAUACCGCCGGUAAAACAAGGCCGCAUGUACCGUAAGUCGGCAUAUUAACCACAAUCGGAUGGGUAACUCCUUGAUAACGGCAACGGAACUAUUUGGUUUCAAUUUGAAAUAUUAUAAUGUCCGACGACCUAACAGUCUUAAAAAUAUCGUUCGAUUUUCAAGUCCUUUGAAUCAAAUAAAACCCAGUUCUUCUUUUUGGAUUUUUAAAUCAUAUACUAUCAUAAAAAAGAGAAGAGCGAACCAAUUAAAAUAAGAUAUAGUUAUUUCAGAUCUGAAAUAUCAUUUUUCUAAACCAUUGAAAUCAUUGAUGAGUCCAGAGGUACUGUGAAUUGAAAGAAAUUAAGUCGAAAAUGAAGUAGGUAUCAUUCAAUCAUCCGCAUUUAAAUACGUUGGUCAAAAAUCCCUUGGAAACAAACAAGUUUUUUUUUUUUCCGUUGUUAUUGACAUUCUAUUCACCAAAGAAAAUUAUGCUUAAGAAAAAUACCCUGUGGUAAAUGAAUCGUUUAUAGCCUUGCAAAAGUUUUAAAAAACCCAGAAAGGUUGAUUCUAUAUCUUGCCAGUUUGAAUCAUGUACGGAAAUUUGCUUUUUCCCAACAACAGAUUUGGCACAGCUCGCAUAUGUGGGAUGUAUGUAUAUGUAUGUAUAUGUAUUGAAAUUUAUUGUAUAUUGUUUGAAUGAAUACCAAAAUAAAUAUAUUGAAUAUUACUGUUUA